CGCUGCCGUUAUCGCUUGGGCUUCCUAGCGUGCUGACUGGCCGCGCUUGAGAAAAAAGUUGCCACCGGGAAGAACGACAAAACGACCACUGGGGCACUCUAUUGGGCCCUUUUGCUGCCCACCACCACCACACACACCUCAGCGCACGCUUGAUCCCCGCGCCUCUGCCCCUCAGCCGCUGAUCGCCGUGGGCCAUUGUGCCAUCUCGACCAACCGCGGCCACACCACCACCUCGUGGCAACGCGGCCGAGAGCUGCACCCUGAAAAAAAAUAAAAAUGAAAAAAAGGACCCCUCAUCCGUCGAGUCGCUCCCAACUUCCGUUUUGGGUCCGCUAGAUCGCGGUCUAGACGGCCAUAGAAGGCAGCCCCUGGGGCGUGUUUGACUUGGGACUUUGGCCAUGGACGGGAGCGAGCUCGACAGUGUAGCGGCGGCUUGGGAUAAGCCAUAAGAUCGGCGGCUGUCCCCCCCACCACCACCACACCUAUGAGGAAUCCGAUGCGAAGGGGGCCCUUGCCGAUGCCGCUGAAGACUUUUUCUGAUUGUGUUUUGGAAACACUCCCAUGCUGCCCUGGUAGGCUUGUUGCCGGAAGGCUGUCGUGCGGGCUUGUUACUACUGUAGUCGCUCUUCUAUCUCCUUCUCCUUUGCAUUGCAACUGCCUUUUCUCGAGUCGUCCGUCCGGAUUGAGUUUCACGUCUACGCCUGUAAUUGGUCGCAGCUGGUCGCUCCUUGCCGUUUUGGGGGCCCUGGCCAAGGAGUGCUCUGCUUCCAAGCACCAUAUCCCUCGGCUCCACGGCCGGCAUUGAGUCGGGGAGGCAAGCGACUGCCGGCUCCUCGCCAUGGCUACGAUUACGGCUACGGUUACGGCCAUAUCCACGGAGCCCUCGCCCGCCAGCAGUAGCAGCACCACCGGCAACACCGUCACCACCAUGGCGGCCAGCAACAACAACAACAACACCACAGACACCGACAGCCCCGUCACGGCUCUCAUGCGGACCGCACUGGACGCGCUCGGCAGCCGGUCGCGCUCAGUGGCGGCCUCGCUGCGGCUGCAGCGCGACAUCAUCGUCGACGGCUGGGCCGACCGCCUAGGCGACCUGGCCGAGCGGUACGCCGAGGACAAGCGGCAGGCCCGCGCCCACGCCCGCCGCGCCCGCCACUCGCUGGCCGACCGCCUGGGCCGCCGCGGGCGCGACCGCGAGGAGCGGGCGUUCCCGCAGUUCGCCCGCCUGCCCGCCGAGAUCCGCCUGCAGAUCUGGGAGGAGGCCCUGCCGGGCGCCAGGGCCGUCAUGCUGCGCGGGCCCUGGGGAGCCCCGGGAGGCACCCUCCGCGACGAGCUCAAGUUCGUCCUGCCGCGCUUGGUGCGCGGGGGCAGGAGAGGGAGCCUCGGCGGCGGCGGCGGCGGCCCGAGGAGUGGGGCCGAUGACGAUUUCGACAACGACGACGGCCGCCGCACCCUCGCCGGCGGCUGGACCAGCAGCACGCCGCCGCCGGCAAUGCUCCACGCCUGCAGCGAGUCCCGCGCCGUGGCGCUCCGGCGCUACUCGCUCGUAUUCGCAACCACCGACGACGACGACGACGACGACAGCGGCAGCAGCAGCAGCAGCGGGCGCAUCUACGCGGACCUAACAACCCGCGUCGACUUUGCGGCCUGGGCCGAGAGGGAGGAGGCCGGCGAGGGCCUGUCGAGGUACCACACCCGGUGGCGCGACGGCGUCAUGGCGAUCCGCCACGGGAGGAGGAAGUCGUCCGAGACGGUGGCCGAGGAUAGGGCGGCGAUGGGGUCAUGA
Molecule: messenger RNA, 1789 nt
Organism: Gaeumannomyces tritici R3-111a-1
Lineage: Eukaryota; Fungi; Ascomycota; Sordariomycetes; Magnaporthales; Magnaporthaceae
Exons: 2
Coding region: 839-1789 (316 amino acids)
Source: RefSeq, a predicted model, not a curated record